AAAGAGGGUUUAGCAAAACCCUAGAAAGCUAAAUCAGCGCGAGGAAGAAGAAAGCUCCAAUUUCUCAAUCAUGGCGAUCUUUAUGAGGCGGGCAUUAAUCUCCUAUCGCAAUGUAUCUAUCAUCUUACGUUCCUCAACUUCUCAGGCGCGCCACUUCGCGUACUUAGUAGAUGGCACUUCUGCUAGCCUCCUCCGUCGCACCGCCACUUCUGGCGCCACCUCUUACUUUCCGGCAACGAAUUCCCUUCUCAGAAGCUGUAGAGGCUUCGCUAAAGGAAGAAAGAACUUGAGGGAAGAUGUAGAUUGUAAUGAGAGCACAGCAGAGCUUGUGAAUGUCGGUCCGUCAAUUAAGGCUACUGCAAUUUCACAGAUGGAGGCAGCUAUAGAUUCCUUAUCUCGAGAUCUGACAAAAUUACGAACUGGAAGAGCAUCAACAGGAAUGUUGGAUCAUAUUGUAGUUGAAAGUGACGGCGUAUCAUUGCCUCUUAGUAGGAUGGCUGCUGUUUCGGUUUUAGAUUCAAAAACGCUGUCGGUUACUCCUUAUGAUCCAAAUACAUUGAAAUCUUUGGAGAAAGCUAUCAUUUCUUCUCCACUGGGGUUAAAUCCUAAGGUGGAUGGUGAGAGAUUAGUUGUGCUUAUACCCCCGCUGACAAAGGAACAUAUGCAGGCUGUGUGCAAGGUGGUAGGCAAAUCAUCUGAAGAUGUUAAACAAAGUGUAAGAAGAGCUCGCCAGAAGGCACUGGACACUUUAAAGAAAUAUACACCCAAAAAGAAGGACAAAGAUAAGUCUGGUUCAACUUUCUCUGCAGAUGAUGCAAAAAGAUUGGAAAAGGAAAUCGACGACUUGACUAAGAAGUUUAUAAAGUCUGCAGAAGAUAUUUGUAAAGCAAAGGAAAAGGAAAUAACCAGUGGCUGAUUGGAGUGUUUGGUAAGAUAGAAAGUAGUGGAGAAAUGUAGAGAGAAAGAGUGAAGAAAAUGAUUCUUCCCUUGUUUGGUUCACCAAAGACAGACCAAGGGAGGAAGUAAUUGCAUGCAUAUCUUAUCAUAUCAUAUCUGUUCUUUCUAGGCCUAAGUGAGAACAGGAAGAAAGCUCAAUCUUUUUUUGGCAUUCCCAUUUUACCCUUUGUAUUUUAAAUUUUUAUUUUCAAACAACACCCAAUUCUUUCUCUUCUUUUUCCUUUUUUUUUUUGUUUCUCACUUGUGCAGUACCAAACAAUGCAUAACACUCGCUCACUUUUCCUUUC
This is a messenger RNA of Cuscuta campestris, 1244 nucleotides long. The record is from the annotation of a GenBank genome assembly. Lineage: Eukaryota; Viridiplantae; Streptophyta; Magnoliopsida; Solanales; Convolvulaceae.